GAGGGGGGGGGAAAACCCAAGCCACCCAAAAAAAGAAAAAAAAAAAUCCAAACCCAACCCAACCCCACACUUAGCGGAAACUUGUCAGAGAAUGCUCCUAAAGUCUGGUUUUCUCCUGCUGCUGCUGAUCAGUGCAUCCGCAUCCUACGAAGCUGAGCAGAAUGACUCUGUGAGCCCCAGGAAAGCGCGGGUGGCAGCCCAGAACUCAGCCGAGGUGGUUCGGUGCCUCAACAGCGCGCUCCAGGUGGGCUGCGGCGCCUUCGCCUGCCUGGAGAACUCCACGUGCGACACGGACGGGAUGUACGACAUCUGCAAGUCCUUCCUCUACAGCGCUGCUAAAUUCGACACUCAGGGAAAAGCUUUUGUGAAGGAAAGCCUGAAGUGCAUCGCCAACGGGGUGACGUCCAAGGUGUUCCUGGCCAUCCGCAGGUGCUCCACGUUCCAGAGGAUGAUCUCCGAGGUGCAGGAGGAGUGCUACAGCAAGCUGGACAUGUGCGGCAUUGCCAAACGCAACCCCGAGGCCAUCACCGAGGUGGUGCAGCUCCCAAACCAGUUCUCGAACCGGUAUUACAACAAACUGGUGAGGAGCCUGCUGGAGUGCGACGACGAGACCGUGAGCACCAUCAAGGACAGCCUGAUGGAGAAGAUCGGGCCCAACAUGGCCAGCCUGUUCCACCUGCUGCAGAGCGACCACUGCGCCCAGGGCCACCCCCGCGCCGACCUCCUGCGCAGGAGGAUCUCGGAGCCGCAGAAGCUGAAGCUGCUCCUCAGGAACCUGCGAGGUGAGGGCUCCGCGCCGGCCCACGCCAAGCGCGGCUCCGCCGAGCGCGCCUGACAGGGGUGGGGGAGGCCGAGCACGACCAAAGCUGAGGGCUCUGCUCUAGGAGAGUGCUGCACCCAAAGCCAGUGGACUGUCGGUAUUUUCACCCCCGGGAGCUGGGUUUAGUUCCUUCGGGCUCGUUUAGUUCGUUCGUCUUUUCCGUUCCUCUUGAACAAAACUUCUGCAUGGGUCUGUGUUCGGUGUCGCGGCUUUCCCGCCAGCCAAACGGCUCCGUCUCUGCUCUUCCCCACAAAAAAUCAGUCAUCCCAAAAAGUCGUCGUCUUAAGUAUCUCCCUGCAUUGGUUGGGCCUUUGGACACCAAACUCUGAAGUUUGGGAGGCCAAGGUUUGUCCCAAACUGUUGUGCUGACACCACCCAGGCCUGGAGAUUCGGCACCGAGGGGAGGAGCCGCUCCUCUCCUGCGGGUGACGAGAGAUGCACUAAAAACUCUCGCACAUCCUAAAAUUAUCCGUGGAACUCAUGUCAUGAAUCUGUGCUGGCCACGGACGAACAUGAAUGUCACCUUCCUGGUCCUGUAGUGUCACCCUUAGUCCCGAUCCUUCCAGCAGAGCUCUGUGAACACGUUUAAACCCGGAUUUACCAAACUCGCUGGAUGGUUUUAGUCGCCAGGACCUGGCACCACGGCACAAAAUGAGUUCAAACCACCCCACAAACCCCAAAAGCAGGAGAGGGACGUGUUCCACCAUUGCAAGAGGUGCCAGGCUGUGGCUGGAGCUGGUCAGGAGGUCCCAUAAUCGUGCGUUGUAUUUCAAAGCUCACAUCUCUGUACUGUAUUUAACUGCCUAAAGCUUUAAACGAAGCCUAACAGAAACAAAGCCUGUCUUAAGAUUAGAGUAUUAAAGGCCUUGCUCUAACUGUGGUAUAAAUAGUGCUGAAAUCUGUCUGUACUGUACAUAAACUCCACCAGAGUCUGCUUCACAGGAGCAGAACAGAAUAACUUUAUUGCCUAAACUCAAUUUUGUAAGCCAGCUCUUUCCUGAUUCGUUUUGUUCUUCCUGGGAGCAGCAUCUCUGUCGUAGUCCAGAGUUCACGUCCUACUCCGUGGCCUUUUUAGAAAAGAAGAGGGGAAAGGUUUCGGUCAGGAAUUGCAGGGCCAGGAACAGCCGUUCAGAGCUAAAAUUGAGGACAAUUCCAUAAAAAACCCAAGUUCAGGCUGGUCAGUCCUGUCUCCGCAGGGCUGCCGGGAGAUGCACUUAGACCCAUGCUGGGAAUUUCAGGAAUUAUCAAGACACUUUGGGAAUCUCACAGGGCAAAGCUCCCGUUCGGAUUUCUGGGGAAAGGCAGGGAAAAUCCUUCCAUUCUCUCAAGCUCCAGCAGGAAAGCUGAGGACAUGGAAUGAGCACUCUGGGAGCUGCCUUUCCUCCAUCCUCCUCAGCGGGCUCUGGGAAGAGGAGCAGAGCUGGGAGACCCCAAACCCGCUCCCCCCCAUAGCCAGGCUGUGGUGAGCCAAAAAUUCCCCUUUGUGGUGUGGGAUCCGCCAGGCCAAUCCCAAAUCCAUCCCCUGGAGUCUCUGCAGGGUGGGUGACUCUUCCUUGGCUCGUUGGAGAGCUGAUAAAGGAGGGAUCUCCUUUUCUUUCGGAGACCUGAAGCAAUAGAACUUCAUUUUCUCGUGUUGUUUGGAAAACCACAAAGCCUUUAAACCAGAACCUGCUGCUAAAAUAUUGAAACCAGAUGCCGUGGCAGCGUUUCAGAGGUUGCUGUCUUCACGAAACACAGCCCAAAAGUGCUGGCAGAGAAUUGGAAGCAGCAAAAAAAUGUUGCUGACAUUGGUGGAGGGUCAGAAUUCUGAAAUUUUUUUGGGAUACUCCGAACGGAGCCAUCCAAGGCAAGGAAGAUGCGAAGUUGCUCCUUCCUAAAUCAGGCAGGGAUUGAGAGGCCGACACAAAGAAGUUCUGAGAGGUGAAAGCCAAAAGCUCCUGGAAUAUCCCAACCCUGAAUUUGGGGUUAUAUUUAGGAAUUGAUCCCAGGGGCGCAUCCCUAACUUCCCACCCCACAGCUGUUGGGAGCCAGGGAAUUCCGCUGGGCUUUGUGCAUCCAGUCCUUGCUCCUGUUUGGGAAUUGGUCACAGAAACUCCUUCCCUGCCUUGGGGCAGUGGCCAGACCCCACCUGGGAGGCUCUGCCAGUGCUCCCGAGCACCCACUGGGAAUUCCCAAAUCUUCCACGAGCUCUCCCAGGACACCUGGCAGCCCCCGCCUUCCAUGGGGAUGGAUAUUCCUCAUGGAAAGCAGCUUCUCCACCCACCCGUUUCUCUGGAACCCCAAAGAAGUUGCCUAAAGCAGAUUUGGGGCCGGGGAGAAGCCUUGGACCUCCCAAUCCCAUCUUUUUUGGGGGUGCCAUCCUUAAAUUUCCCUUUCCAGUAGUGAUUUAAACUUUUUCUCCUGAAUAUGGGUGGGAAGAGGAGUGGGAAAAUGAUUCCCCCUGGCGGGAUUUGCUGUGGUGCCACAGGGAAUUCCCAGGGAAUCCAACCAAGGCUCUGCCGUGCCCCAAAGAGCCACAAUUCCCAAUUUUUGAGCUGCUUUGAGGCCACUUUUGUCCCUGUGAAGGAGUAGGAAGGAAUUUGGGAACACUCCUCCCUCCCCUCACCUGAGCUGGGCACUGCCUGCCCGGGAGAGGGGAUUUGGAGGCAGGAGAGGCUCUUCCCAUCCCUGGGGAAGGAUGGAACGGUUUGGAUUGAGGUGUGAGAGAUCCCUUGGGAUGGGGAAGGAUCCCCACGACCAAGUCCAGCAAUUUCACCUCGGAGUUCAUCUCCGAUGCUUGAUUUUUUUAGUCUCACGUGGGGAUUUUCUCUCGGGGGCGGGGAGGGGCUUCUCUGGGACGGUUUGCAUGAAUCUCGUCGCGAUUUGUUUGCACUUUAGAUGUUGUCGUGCCAUUCUAAAUCUGCGUUAUUUGUAUUUAUAAUUUAAAGAGACCUAGAAAAGGGAAAAGGGAGAGAGUUUGGGUUGGUUUGGUUUUUUUUUUUUUUGGAGGGGGGUGGGUUUUGGGUUGUUUAUUUUUUUUUUCUUGCUGAGUACUGGAAUAAGCAGUGAGCAUAUCUGGUAUAUGUCCUUAUUUAUUGUUUAAAUGACAUUUGUAAAGCUCCGUGCGUUCGUUAAAGGUUAUUUGAGACAUAUCAUAGCCAGGAGAGAGAGAGGCAAGUUAUUUUCUUUGCUUAUUUUUAUAAUUAAAGAUGCACAACCUAAUGAAGCCUACGUUGGAUUUUCUUCUGCCAUGAAAUAAAAUGUCCAAUUUAAGGGG
Corvus hawaiiensis (hawaiian crow) is the source of this 4076-nucleotide messenger RNA. RefSeq names its product stanniocalcin 1 (gene STC1). Gene Ontology annotation, molecular function: hormone activity. The record is from RefSeq and is a predicted model, not a curated record. Gene Ontology annotation, biological process: intracellular calcium ion homeostasis. The transcript is spliced from 4 exons. Gene Ontology annotation, cellular component: extracellular region. Bases 92 to 835 code for a protein of 247 amino acids. Lineage: Eukaryota; Metazoa; Chordata; Aves; Passeriformes; Corvidae.